CUGAUGAUGUUUUGCUCGAUCGUUUGAGAGUCGUGGAAUCGUGCGAGAUUGUGAAGUGGGAAUCUCGGUGUUUUCUGUCAAGGCAGCAGUGCGAACGAAUCGAGUCGAAUCAACAACAACAAAUAAUUUCCGACGACUCGGCAUUCAUCACUCUUCAGUUUUCACCAGUCUUCAAUCCACCUUCAGCCCUCCGAAUUCAUCGACCCUUGUGUUCGAUUAUAUUGAUAAACAAUCCGGAGCAGGAAGUGUGAGGAAUCAUCAUGUCUGCCGAUAACGAACUCAGCGCCAUUUUGAACCGCCGGCAAAAUAUGAAUGAGGCCUUGGACAAUGGCGAGAAUGUGGAGCACAAAUACGUCAAAGUGAGCACAAAUGUGUUCACCGAGUUCAACGAAUUUACCCGCAAGGAGAUCAAAGAGUACGAGAAGACCUUUAAAACGUACAAUUCCAGCGGAAAUGGCCGACUCAGUUUGGACGAACUCAAGAUCAUGAUGGAGAAACUUGGGGCUCCUCAAACACAUUUGGGACUCAAAGAAAUGAUCAAAGAAGUGGACGAGGACGAUGAUGGGUUCAUUUCAUUCCGCGAAUUUCUCCUCAUCUUCCGUAAAUCUGCUGCUGGGGAACUCAAGGAGGAUUCCGGGCUCUCCUUGUUAGCCAGACAAUGCGAGAUCGACGUGGACGAGGUCGGAGUCGUUGGGGCCAAUGAUUUCUUCGAGGCCAAGAUCGCAGCCAUUCGCAAAACGAGCAAAUUCGAGGACGAAAUCCGCUUGGAACAAGAGGAGAAGAAACGGGAUGAGGAAGAGAGGCGGAAACGACAACAAGCUUUCAAAGAGCGAGCCGCGUUAUUUGGUGGUAAUUAAACAAAUCUCCUCUCUCUCGUUCUCUCGUUCGUCUUUGUGUGGAGACCCAAUGCAAAAACCUCCCGACUCCUUUUGGAAAAGAAAAAAAAACACUCCGACAUUUCCAAGAAGGACGGCCUGGCAGGCAUUACAUCAAAACGCGACCAACGCCGCAUUUAUACCUGAUUGUAGACACAUAUUUACAAACCUGAAAUCAAAGUCGAGGUCAUCAUUUCUUGACCCCUUUUCCUCCUAGCAAACAAGUCGAUAUCGCUGUUUCCCCCCCCCAGACACGAAAGCAACGCACACAUCCAUUUUCCUGUGAUACAACGGCUUCCUUCUGUUCUGUGUCGAUUGUGACGCACUGAUCCCUCAUCCCGCCUUUCAGUACUAACGUUAUUAUUGGUCCCCUUCCCAAAUGUAUCUUCAUCCCAUUGUAAUUCAUGAAUGGACCGAGAUUACUAUCAAAAAUAUAGUAUUAAUCAAGA
This is a messenger RNA of Tigriopus californicus, 1324 nucleotides long. RefSeq names its product EF-hand domain-containing protein D2 homolog (gene Swip-1). Gene Ontology annotation, molecular function: calcium ion binding. NCBI's taxonomy places the organism in Eukaryota, Metazoa, Arthropoda, Copepoda, Harpacticoida, Harpacticidae. The record is from RefSeq and is a predicted model, not a curated record.